CACUGAUGGGUGACACUGAAAGGCAGCUCAGAUGGGCACUGAUAUGUGGCAUUGAUGUGCACUGGUAGGCACUGAUAUGUGGCAUUGAUGUGGCACUGGCAGGUGGCAUGGAUGAGCACUGACAGAUGGCACUGAUGGACACUGACAGGUGGCACUGCUGGGGCUACACAGAUCAUCAGGGCACACUGAUCAUCAGUGCCCUGAUGAUCACUGUCAGCGUGACAGCUCAUGAGGAGAGAAAUGCCGAUAACCGGCAUUUCCCUAUUAUAUGUGAUCAGCUGUGAUUGGACACAGCUGAUCACAUGACCGAGCUGA
Molecule: messenger RNA, 315 nt
Organism: Staurois parvus
Lineage: Eukaryota; Metazoa; Chordata; Amphibia; Anura; Ranidae
Source: the annotation of a GenBank genome assembly